This is a messenger RNA of Ceratosolen solmsi marchali, 1687 nucleotides long. RefSeq lists its product as uncharacterized. Bases 154 to 1614 code for a protein of 486 amino acids. Lineage: Eukaryota; Metazoa; Arthropoda; Insecta; Hymenoptera; Agaonidae. The record is from RefSeq and is a predicted model, not a curated record. The transcript has 10 exons.
ACGCCAGCGCCCGCAGGGGCACGAUGUGACCGGGAAGACCCGGAGGACGCGACGGACAGAACCGAGAGGAUCGCUCGCCGGUUUUAUGCCCUCGACCCUUGAGCGCAUAAAGGCGUAUAAUUAAGGUGCAGAGGAGCACUGCUGCUGCUCAACAUGGAGAUGAGGACGGAGGUAGCGGUGACGACGUCGUCCCCGAGGACGACGGCGACGAGAAGCUACGCCCAAGGGCCUCGGACUCGCGUCAAUGUCUUGUGCAACGAGUCCUCCUCUCUGCCGAUGAUGACGACGAUGAUGAUGAUGCUGCUGCUGCUGCUUGCCCUUGGUCUACAAGAGGGCCGGGCGCAGCUGCUGGACGCGGGCUUCCACCCGACGGUCACGGCCAUGUGCCAGCACGGCAACAUGAAUAUACGGGUGAACUUCAACCAGAGCUUCGUUGGAGCGCUGCACGCGCGAGGCCACAACAAGGAUUACAGGCGGCCACCCUGCAUGAUGGCCGGCAACGGGUCCACGCAGAUAAGCCUGAGCAUCGACCUCUUCGCCAUGCCGGACUCGCCCGACUACUGCGGCAUCAUCGUCAACAACCGCACGGACGAACGCUCGCUUUCGAUAGCUGUGAGGAUCCACAAAACUCUCGAACUGGCCGACGACAAGUUUUACGUAAUAACGUGCGGCAACACCAAGUACAGAAACGCCAGAAAUGAAACGUCCUUGGUGUCCUUGCGGCUACUGGACGGCUCCUCGCGGCGAGUGCAAGAGGCCAUUUUCGGGCAUAACUACACGCUGCGCGCCGAGAUAUCGCCGGUCGAUGGUGCUUAUGGUUUUCGAGUGAAGUCGUGUCUAGGCUUCGACACCGACAACCACAACGUCACGAUUAUCGACGAGAGAGGGUGUCCCGACAAAGCGAAAUUCAUCUCAAAAUUCGUCUACAAUCGAAAUGCCGGAACGGCCGAGGCUAUGCUCUCGGCGUUCCGAUUCUCCGAUACGCAAAAGCAACUGCAUCUCCAGUGUGAAAUCGUACUUUGUAAAGAAAGCUGCGGCGAGCCCGUCUGCGACGGCGAUGAAAACGCCGUUGGAAUAAAGAACGGCAAUUUUGCGCCAACCAAAGGACAAAUAGUACCGAGAGAGGAAGAGGCGGUCCUGCACGCCGGAACGAGCGUAUUUGUUCUUAGCCCUGGCGACACUCCCAUGCUGCAGCCGCUAUGCGACGACGGUGCCGUGCACCCGGGUUGGCUCCUCUGGCUCGCCAUCGCCCUGGGCAUCCUUCUCCUCAUAAUGUUCAUAAUCAACAUCUUCCUCUGCUCGGCGAUGACAUGCAGCUGCGCGCGCACGGAGAUCAUCGAGAAGGAGCCCUCGAUCAUCGAGGACUACGAUCCUUAUCGCAGUUGGCACGGAUCUCAGUAUGGCUCUAGGUACUCGCUGAACGGCAAGCCCGGCUACACGUCCGGCGGCUCGACGAUGAACUCGACGCGCUCCAUUUCCACGAACAGCGAUCACUACGCGAUUGUGCACUCGCGGCCGGGCAGCCGUUACUCCGGGCCUGCGCACAAGCAGCACCAUCACCACCAUCAUCGGGGCUCCUCGUCCAACAUCGGCUCGCAUUACUCCGCCAAGUGACGAGACGCCAAAAGGAACGACGGACCUGGUGCGAUUGCCGAGCACUUGGCUAAGGAUUUUUCAAGAAUUGCGC